AUGCCUCGUUUGCUCCCCGAGACGUUCCCUUCUACCUGGCGGCUCGCCGGGACGGCACUCUCCUCCUUCCGCUUCGCCGCCGGCGGGCGCAGCAGCCUCAGCCGCCUCGUGCACUCCUCCUUCGAGAAGCUCUCCGCCGAGGAGAAGGGGAGCCUGGAGGCGGCGGGUCCCCUCGCGUGCCCCCUCAGGUCCCGCUCCGUCAUCCGCUUACAGGGCACCGACGUCUUCAAAUUCCUCCAGGGCCUCCUCACCAAUGACGUUCGCCCGCUCGCCGAGCCAUGUUCGCCGGCCUCACCCGCUUCCUCCUCCGCUGCUUCCUCGUAUCUGCCGACGACCAAUCUGCCGCUCUACCAGCCAUCGCCGGUUUACGCGGCGAUGCUCACUCCUCAGGGGCGGUUCCUGUACGAUCUCUUCCUCUACCGGCCUUCUCGACCCGGGGAGAAGCUCGACCGCGCUGGGACCGGUCCAGGGCCUGAGAACCACGACGGGGAUCACACACUAUUUGCAGACGUCGAUGGAAGCCUUCUGGAUGAGCUCUUGGGCUGCUUCAGGAAGUGAGUGUUAGUUCCUCGCCUCUUCCCACUUCUUUGGGUCGCAACAAGCUGAAAAAUUGGGCUACCGGUAAUCAGGCCACCUCACAGUUCUCAUCUACUUCGAAUUCCAAAGAACUGUUCCCUCCCUCUCCCAACCCCACCCUUACAUUCUUCCGUCCUGUUCCGGUAAGCGUCAUGGGACAUGAUUACUAAAUCCUGGGAAAAACCGGCCUCAUUGGACAACGAGAUCGGUUCUUCUGGUAGAAAUAGAACCUGAGUAUUUGAGCUGAAAACACAGCAAUUUUCACCUGCGUUCUACAGAAUUCUCGUUGAGGAGAUUGCUGGCGUUUUUGCUAUUAUCCCCGUUUUUUUUAGGUUUCCGUAGGCCGUUCUUCCUGGUACUCACUCUCUUUUGCGUGAUUCUUUUUUUUUUUUUAAAGAUUUAUUUGCUUAUCUUGACUCUCAGUUCCGGGUCAAGAAUUUUCAUCACUUUCUUCAAGGACAGGAAUGCCCUACUCCUCUGGUUCUUAGUUUCAGGAGAGUGAAAACUGUGCUAUCUUAUUUAUCUCAUGCGAGUAUUGAUGACCCAUGUGAUUAAUUCAACUUCCAAAGCAGCAAAUGUCCCUUUUUUGUCCUAUUUCGUUCAUUCUGUGCUUCUUAAACUCUAAACAUGUGUAUAUAUUAUGUUUUAGUUAGGCUUUUGACGAGAAGAUUUGGAUAGAACUCGCCGUAACCCGAUGUGUGAGCCGAGCAUUUCAAAGAAUAUCAGGCAAACCUGUCUUUUAUUGUCAAAUCGGGUCUUGGAGCUUGCAGUAGAACGCAUGCAUCGCGGUAUAUGUGUAUAAAAAUGCAUAGAUAUCUAUUUAUAUAUAUAUCUAUGUAAAAGUGAAGAAGUUAUGAUUUGCAUUUGAAAUAUUGUGCAAUGUGAAUGGGACCUUGGUUUGAUGCGUGCUCAUGGCUUGUCUCAUUUUAUAUGUAAUUUUGUGCUGUAGAUACAGGCUGAGAUCCAAAGUUGAGAUAGCUGACGUGACAGAAGAAUUGACUUGCUGGCAACGUUUUGGUCGUGGCCUCGAUCAGGGAUCACCCGAGGAACCUGAAGCUGCUGGUCUUGGCUGGGGAGGGGGCGUUGACCUUGCUGGGAUUUCAUCCGCAGAAGGAAACACCUAUGGGUGGCGCUGGUUCAGGGAUCCUAGACUUCUUUCCCUCGGAUUUAGGGGCAUCUUCCCGGCUGACACAAUCCGUAAGACUAUUCAAUCUGAACCCAUACAAUAUAUUAUUUAAGAUCUUACUAAACGUAUGUAGCUUGGAUAUCAUUUAUGGAAAUUCAAGGAGCCAUUUUUAGAACUUGGGUUUUGGUUCCCUCUGCAGCUCCUCUGGUCGAGGCCGAUAAGGAGACGAGUGAAGAGAACUAUCUGAGAUGGAGAUUAGAGAGAGGAGUCGCAGAGGGUUCCACCGAGAUCCCCAAAGGUAACCCCGCCUUCCCCCAAGGACAUGGGGGAGGCCGCAGCAGGCCUCGGCACCUUCUUCAUGACGACUUUCGCAUUCGACUGGACUGAAUGAACUGAACGAAUUGAGUUGCUCCCCUACUCAGGCGAGGCGAUCCCUCUGGAGUACAACCUGGCGGGGCUGAACGCCAUCAGCUUUGACAAGGGCUGCUACGUGGGGCAGGAGUUCGUCGCUCGCACGCACCACCGUGGGGUCAUCCGCAAGCGCCUCCUUCCCUUCAAGAUCGUCGAUAAGACUGGUGCAGGUACGACUCCGCCAGAAGCUCCUUCUGUUUGCGGAAUCACGGUGGCUGAUGUUGAUGAUGCUUGGGUUUCUUCUUUACAUUAAUCUUCCCCACGGGCUUAACAGAGGUGGAGAAGGAGAUAGCUUCUGGGUCGGAUAUUAUGGAUGCGGCCUCCGACAAGAAGGCCGGAACCGUGGGCAUUGUCUUCGGCUCACGUGGGAUGGGACUGCUCAGGCUGGAAGAGGCCUUCAAGUCGCCGUCGUUGACCAUCAAGGGGCAGGAGGGCGUCGAGGUCAAGGUCAUCAGACCAGGCUGGUGGCCGCCCGAAUGGAGGCAAUAA
Molecule: messenger RNA, 2602 nt
Organism: Spirodela intermedia
Lineage: Eukaryota; Viridiplantae; Streptophyta; Magnoliopsida; Alismatales; Araceae
Source: the annotation of a GenBank genome assembly